AGAAAGUACCAUAUCCACAUUAUGUUGGUGGGGAAGUAAGUGUUUAUGAUCAUGUUGAUGCUAAUGGCUUGGUGCUCUCUCAGUUGCGGACUAUGUGUGAGUAUGCUUCUGGGAACAAUGGGGGAACCAAGUUUUACUCCAUUUAUGAGAGAGAUGAUGCUGAUCUGGAGGAGGUGAUUACUGAGGCAAAAGUGCAACAGUUAGUCAGGGAUGCUUUGGCUGGGGAUAGACUUCUCAUAUUAUAUGACUAUCCCAUCGAGACGGUAGCUGAUGAUACGACUGCUGAUGAUGUGGUCAGUGAAAGUGAUACUGAUAGUAGUGAUGGUGACUGGGAUGAAAGAGAUACUGAGUAUGAAGAGGGAGAAAGUGGAAAUGAGUAUGAUGAUGAUAAUGAUCUUGGAGGGGGUGAGCAAGGGGGUGCAAUUGAUAAACCUUCAUCAUUAGUUGUUGCUGGUAAACAGAAACCACUGAUAAAUUACAAGUACGAUGAGGGGAACUAUGACAAGGAUAGUGGAUCUGAAGUUGAAUCGGAUUCUGAGGAAGACCUAGAAAGUUUACAGAGCUCGGAUGAAGAUGUGGCAGAGAAACCAUUGGUGUUUCACCCCCAGGUUAUGGAAAAACCACCCCUUCAAUGUGGAUUGACAUUCAGUUCAGGGCAGGAAUGCAAGGAAGCAAUUCGGCGCUAG
Messenger RNA from Oldenlandia corymbosa var. corymbosa, 686 nucleotides. The record is from the annotation of a GenBank genome assembly. Lineage: Eukaryota; Viridiplantae; Streptophyta; Magnoliopsida; Gentianales; Rubiaceae.